CUUCGAGAACGGAUGACAACAGGGCAACUUGCAAUACUUGCAAAGUAGAUAUUUCAUUUAAGGGAGGAAACACUACGAAUAUGCAAAAGCAUUUGCUCACAAAACACGCGAUGACCUUAAAUGAAUGUCGUGUUUUUAAUUCCGCUCCGGACUCGUGAAUCUCAACCCAGCAGCAGCGGUAACGUUUGCACGUCCUCUCCCGUUAAUGCGGCAGGCGACCAUGAUGAGAGACACAGACAGAGUCUGGCUGGCUCAGAUGCUGGCAGUUCUCACUGCAGUCUACCGGUAGCGUCUCCUUUCAGGCCAGGAUAGACGAAUGUCACCGAGCAGUGACUAAGUUUGUGGUAAAAGGCUUGCACCCAUUUGCCACAGCAGAUGCCCCCGAUUUUCGACAGCUGCUGUAACACUGUGACCAAAAUCCAAAGUUAUGAGGGAUAUUCAGAGGACAUCUUCUGUUCAUAUGAGCCUCGGUACCAGAACUACCUCAAGUACAUCUGCAGAGGAAACCGGUCCUCCACAUGUCUGCAACAGGCACUAAUCACCUCUGACAACAAACAAAAUGGUAGAAUCAAAUUUAAUGAUGAUAUUGGGUCAGGAAAAUUCACAAUGACCAUCACCAGUUUGGCCCAAAGUGAUUCAGGAACAUACCUUUGCGGUGUCCAAAAAAACUUUGUCCUGGAUGUUUUUUCUGCUGUUGAACUGAACGUCAAAGAGUGGUGCUGUGUCAAGUCAAACACAGAGAGUGGAACUGCAGGAUAUCCACUAACAUUUCAGUGCCCUUAUCCUUCACAACAUCAUGAUAAUAGCAAGUUUCUCUGCAAAGGAGACCACCGCAACAAUUGUACAAAUGUGACGAGUCAAAGCAGGUUCACAGUGCAAGAUGAUGGUUUUUCCCACUUUUUCUUGGUGAUGAUCGCAGAGCUGGAAACAGCUGAUGCUGGGACAUACUGGUGUGGGUCAGACUCACAGUGGAGAGUUGAAAACUACACUAAGGUUGAGCUGUCAGUGGAAGCGGUGCACUACGCAGUUUACGCUGUUGUCCCUGUGGUUUUACUAAUAUGUGUCCUAGUUAUUAUUUAUAAGUACAAAUGUUACAACGUGAGAGAAACUGAAGCUGUCAUGAACAGAAAUACACCCAAAGCAGAAGAUGUGAUAGCAGAAGAAGGCGGAAUUUAUGGAAAUCAAGAAUUUGUGGUGACCUUCAAACAGCAAAGCGCCUUGAACCACUUUGAUGAUCCAGUGGGAGAUGAACCAGAUUACAAAAACUUCACAACUGAAGAACUCUACUGCAAUGAAAAUUACCAUAAAGCUAACAAAAGAUAAAUAUUUACAUGUACUUAAACUGUGGGUCUUAAGUGAAUACAGAUUAUCCUGUUUGAUUCAUCUUUAACAUGAGAUUCACAGCAAUGUACCGCUGUUGCUCAACAUUUUCACUGUCUUGUG
Molecule: messenger RNA, 1443 nt
Organism: Pelmatolapia mariae (spotted tilapia)
Lineage: Eukaryota; Metazoa; Chordata; Actinopteri; Cichliformes; Cichlidae
Product: polymeric immunoglobulin receptor-like
Exons: 7
Coding region: 376-1323 (315 amino acids)
Cellular component (GO): plasma membrane
Molecular function (GO): transmembrane signaling receptor activity
Source: RefSeq, a predicted model, not a curated record